UCCCUGGUCCCUUUUUCCGCUCCUCAUUGGCCCUGAGCCUGUGACGUUUCUUUCCAGGGAGAACCACGUGGGUCCCUCUUGUUACCGACACAACAUUAGGAGGAAAAGUAUCGCCCAGUAAGCACCGAGUCGGUCCGCCGCUUUCCUCUUUUUGCCCCGACGCUUAUUUUCUUACACGGCGAGCUUUUUUCAGUUUCGAUCCAUUUUCCUCUGUGUUCUCGUAUUCUCGACGGAGUGGCGACAUCCCGGUUUUGUGUGUGCGACGCUUUUGAGUGUCCUGUGUGAAGGUUUUUGGAUAAUGAAACUCCGCCGCAGAUGAUAGACGAAUAGAGGGACUCGGUGUAACAGGUGACCAUGUAUUCGGCGCCCGCGAGGCAUCCAGCGUCAGCCGGAGGAGCUGGGCAGGGUGGCCAACUGAAGUUUACAAUAGCCGAAUCUUGCGAAAGGAUAAAAGAAGAGUUCAACUUUCUACAGGCUCAGUAUCACACGCUGAAAUUAGAAUGUGAAAAGUUAGCCAGUGAAAAGACUGAAAUGCAAAGGCAUUAUGUAAUGUACUACGAAAUGUCAUACGGGUUGAACGUAGAGAUGCACAAACAGACUGAGAUUGCAAAACGCUUGAACACUAUUAUAGGACAGCUCCUUCCCUACCUAGCUCAAGAGCACCAGCAGCAGGUAGCCUCGGCAGUGGAAAGGGCGAAACAAGUGACAGUGAACGAACUCAACGUCAUCAUAGGGCAACAGCAACAACAGGGUCUACAACAGUUACUGCAACAGAUCCACGCUUCUCAAGUGCCAGGGGGGCUUCCCGUCGGGCCGCAUCCCGGUGCCGGUGGUGGCCUUUUGUUCGGGGCCGGAGCAGCACCACCGCCCCACCCUCUCAUCAAACCGCAGGAAAUCCACCCCCCGGACGGACACAAAAACCCCCAGGGAGACGAUCGAAUAGUCAACAGGAGUCCGUUUUCGAUAGGCAUCCCCGAGCAGGAACCGAAACGUCGAAAACACGAAAAACUACAUUCGGCCCACGACAGUGAUGGUGAAAAAAGUGAUCAAGAACUGGUUGUUGACGUUGCAAAUGAGGAGGGAAAUUCUCCACAACAAAAUGGUGAGCACAUUAGCAGUGGAGAUAUUAGAGAGAAUGGCUCUGAGAAGAGUGGAGUUGUUACAAACAUUAAGGUUGAGAGGCCAAGGAGUAGAAGUGACUCGUUAUCUAGUAAUAGGAGUACACCUUCUAUCAAAAGUAAAGAUUUGGACAAACCUGGUACGCCAGUAUCAAAAUCUAGUACCCCAACGGGUAGUAGUAGCGGUGGAGGUUGUGGUGGUGGAAGCAAUGGAAGUGGUAAAGCUCCUCUAAUCCCUGCAGCACCUCCUUCUCAUUAUCCCGUACCAAGAGCCGAUCCUUUUUCACCUUAUGCUCGAGCCGCAAUGUGUGAUUAUUUUCAGAUGGGGUAUGACUCUCAUCCACACCCGAGGGUACCUGCGGUUGCUAGUAACGGCCUUGGUAUUCCUGGCGGAAAACCGGCUUAUUCUUUCCACAUGAAUGGUGGUGGACAGUUGGAGCCGGUGCCUUUUCCUACCGAUGCUUUAGUCGGUCCGGGUAUACCAAGGCAUGCUAGGCAGAUCAACUCCCUCGUGCAUGGAGAGGUCGUCUGCGCGGUCACGAUAAGCAAUCCUACAAAAUACGUCUACACGGGUGGAAAAGGAUGUGUCAAAGUAUGGGAUAUAAGCCAACCGGGCGCGAAAGCACCUGUUUCUCAAUUGGACUGCCUUCAAAGAGACAAUUAUAUUAGGUCAGUUAAGUUAUUACCUGACGCAAGAACACUGAUAGUUGGCGGAGAAGCGAGUAACCUUAGCAUUUGGGAUUUGGCUUCUCCCACCCCUCGGAUUAAAGCAGAAUUAACGUCAAGCGCUCCUGCUUGUUAUGCACUUGCCAUCAGCCCAGAUUCGAAGGUCUGUUUUAGUUGUUGCUCAGAUGGAAACAUAGCUGUCUGGGACCUCCAAAACCAAACCCUCGUUCGGCAAUUUCAAGGUCACACUGAUGGCGCUUCGUGCAUCGACAUUUCUGCCGAUGGGACAAAACUCUGGACCGGCGGGCUUGAUAACACUGUCAGGUCGUGGGAUCUCCGCGAAGGCAGACAGCUCCACCAGCAUGACUUCACAUCGCAGAUAUUCUCGUUGGGCUACUGCCCCACUGGCGACUGGCUUGCUGUCGGCAUGGAAAACUCAAACGUUGAAGUUCUUCAUGCCGUAAAGUCAGACAAGUACCAAUUACAUCUCCAUGAAUCAUGCGUUCUAUCGUUGAGAUUCGCUGCUUGUGGAAAGUGGUUUGUUUCGACGGGAAAGGACAACCUUCUAAAUGCUUGGAGGACACCAUAUGGUGCUUCAAUUUUCCAAUCGAAGGAAUCUUCAUCAGUUUUAAGCUGCGAUAUAUCUGCAGAUGACAAGUACAUUGUAACUGGAUCAGGAGACAAGAAGGCCACAGUUUAUGAAGUUAUUUAUUAGAUAUCGUGGGAAGUGUAAACCUACAUUGUCGUUCCGACUCCCCACCGACUUGUACAAAUUAGUGUUUACGCCCAGUGAUAAAUGGGAAAAAGAAACAUUGAACCCUUUGCGAUCUCUCUGCAGGAGGAAAAUUUGGUGGAGACAAAAAAAUAAAUAAAUAAAAAGAUUUUAUUAUGUGAGAAAGCAUGUUUGAACGGAUUCUUUAAAAAAAAAAAUGUGGGAAAUAUUUCAGUGUGGCUGUGUACAUUUUUUUUUUAAGAGGAAGUAUUUACGGAACUUGAAAGUCACAAGUUGAACAAGUGAAGAAGUGAGAAAUAUUAUGUUUGAAAUUUUAAUUUUUGAAUAAAAACUGCACAGUCUUUAUUUUUUAAUAUUUUACUAGCCUAAAUUCUAUAGUUUAAAAUUGUCAAAAGAAAAGAAGUGUUUAAGUAUUUACAGUAUGUAGUCUUUACGUUUAUGAAAAAUAAAUUAAUAAGCUUAAAUAUAAAAAUGUUUGUAUAUUUUAAUUUUUGUGAUUUCACAAUUUGUUAGUUCAAUUUCUGUGAUCUGCCGAAUUUAUAAUAAUGUGAAACCAGUUUUGUAUUUAAGAUCAAAAAGCAAUUUAUGUUUAAUUCGUUGGCCGACAUUCACCUUGAAUAUUUUAAAAUAUAUAUUUAAUUAAGCUCAUUAUUGUUUAGCAAAAUCUAGACAGAAUACUUAUUGAAUAUAAUAAAUGAUGAAUCUGGAAGGGUGCGAAUAAUAAAAUUGUUAUUCAUUUAAAUUGUUUUAAGGAAAACAUCUUUUUGACGUUUCUAAUUAAGCAAUAACAGUGAUUGUACAUAGGAAUUUAGGUUUAAUAGCACUUAUUUAGGUGUACUGUACUUAAAAUUAUAAUGAAAAAAACAAAAUAAACGGAGAAAAUAUUA
Cimex lectularius (bed bug) is the source of this 3404-nucleotide messenger RNA. RefSeq names its product protein groucho (gene gro). Gene Ontology annotation, molecular function: transcription corepressor activity; protein binding. The transcript has 17 exons. Lineage: Eukaryota; Metazoa; Arthropoda; Insecta; Hemiptera; Cimicidae. Gene Ontology annotation, biological process: regulation of DNA-templated transcription; negative regulation of canonical Wnt signaling pathway. Gene Ontology annotation, cellular component: nucleus; transcription regulator complex. The record is from RefSeq and is a predicted model, not a curated record. The coding region runs from base 355 to 2499 and encodes 714 amino acids.